Molecule: messenger RNA, 852 nt
Organism: Ostrea edulis (European flat oyster)
Lineage: Eukaryota; Metazoa; Mollusca; Bivalvia; Ostreida; Ostreidae
Exons: 6
Coding region: 59-364 (101 amino acids)
Source: RefSeq, a predicted model, not a curated record
UAUAUGUCCUCUCGAUAUAAUUCUGUACUGUUUUGAUGACAGGGAACACAACGCUACAAUGGGGAACGGAUGGUCUUCUCAAGAUUACUUUGAUCGACUACAAAUACAGUUGGAGAAACAAGCCAGAGAAUCACGGGCAUUUCGGGAGCAAUUACACGGUCUAGAACAGAUAGUCCUACAGAAAACGCAAGAACAAUUUAAAGCUCGGGUCAUUGGUGCAGCAGUGGGUGGUGGAGCAUUCCUGUUUCUGGUUUAUAUGAUGCAAAAAAAGUCCUUCCCAAGUGAGAGACCUUGUACGUAUAAUUUUCCUCUUUUAACCCAGUUAUCGUUUAUUAAAAUGCAAAGUGAAGAUAACGAACAAUGACCAAUCUCAUAACUCCGAGGGACAUCAACCGAUCUGUAGGAGCCUGCGUCCCUUAUAAACUCCACAGAGUGGUACCUUUUUAUACUGGGCGACCAUUCUCUCACCAGAGGGCGCGCUACGCAAGCUUCACUUUCACCUCUGUUAUCGUCUGAUAAAUAGUUCGGCUAACCACAUGAUCUCGCACGGACAAAAUGACGUCUUUGACUCGAACAGAAAGGUACGUUUCUGUUCUUUGUGCAAUGUCAGAUUUUCAUCAUUAUAAUCUCGCUAGUUUUUUUUUUAAUGUAGAGUCCAUAGUUACGAAGUGAAAAUGAAAUAAUACAUUUGACAAGACAAAAUAGUUCCAUAAAUAUGGAGGUUGCACAAACGUAAUGCAGCGUUUCGAUACCUACCAAUGUGUUUUUAACUCAUAAAUGUAUGCUUUAUUUAUGAAAAUGAUGCAGAUUUAUUUCAUUUUCAAAGACGCUCUGUUUUACAAAAUUCUUGUA